Molecule: messenger RNA, 2336 nt
Organism: Linum tenue
Lineage: Eukaryota; Viridiplantae; Streptophyta; Magnoliopsida; Malpighiales; Linaceae
Source: the annotation of a GenBank genome assembly
AUUGCUUUGGCGAAUACAGAUCAAAUCCCGACGCUGAAGAAGAUCGAAGCCGCUCUGAAGUUGACCGACGCGAAGAAGGAGAACCUGAAGAAGGCGUAUGAUGAACUCCAACGCCAUUCUUCAUCCGCGGCGUUCUCACUCUCGUGGUCCGAUCUCGACUCCCACUUUUCCUCCCACCAGGAUGACCUCACUCGCCGCUUCAGCCUCGUACAAUCCCACGGCCUUGCUCUUCCUCGCCAAGGAGUCGGCCCUUCUUCCUCGGACUCCGGCCAGCAGAACGGUGGUCCGAUUGAGGCCGAGGCGGGGAGAGACCUCGUGGCCAAUGGUGUAGAGGAGGAGAAAGCUGGGGUUGACUCUGACCCCGGCUCUGCAAUGCGGGUCUCUCCGGAAGUGGGAGGACCCAGUCCAGCUAGAGCUGAGUUGGUACUCUUUUGCGAGAAGCUGGAUGGGAAAGGGUUGAGAGACUACAUUAGCGACCAUGCCAAGGAGCGAAUUGAGAUUCGGGCUGAACUUGCAAGUGCAAUUCAUGUGAGCAGUGACCCAGGUUCUAUGGUUUUGAAUGCAAUGGAGGGCUUCUAUCCAGGGAAUUCGGCCUCAAAAGGAGAUAAAGACCCGGAAUUGUAUCGUCUAAGGAAGAGUUGUUUGGAUUUGCUAGAUGUGUUGGUUGAUAUCAAGCCAAAUGUUAGCGAUGAGGUGAGGGAGAGUGCUAAACAGUUGGCAUUGGAGUGGAAGGGCAAAGUGAGUUUGAGUGGGGAGAGCCCUUCUGAGUCGUUGGCGUUCUUGAGUUUGUUGGCAGUGUAUGGAUUGCGGGAUCAGUUUGAUGUUGGUGAGCUUGUGGUUUACUUUGUUGUCAUUGCGAGGUUUAAGCAAGCAAUUACUCUGUGCCGAGAUAUUGGUCUGGGAGAUAAGACUGCAGUUCUUGUGCAGAAACUUAUAGAUGGUGGCAAACAGCCUCUGGCUGUCAAAUUUGUUUUUGAAUUUGGAUUGACUGACAAGUUUGAAGCAGUGCCGCUGUUGAAAGCAUAUCUAACGGAAUGCAGAAAUUCCACUAACCAAGCUUGCAAGGAUGGAAAGAUUCCCAUCAAGACACAGAAUGAGGCCAAAUCCAAGGAAGUUAGUGCACUGAAGUCGGUACUUCAAGUCAUCGAUGAGCACAAGCUUCAAUCUGAGUAUCCACGAACGGAAAUUGAAAAGCGUAUGGAGACUUUGCAAAAGCAGAAGACUGAUGGCAAACAGGCUACACCAUCUUCUGCCACGAAGCCUCAACAGCAGCAGCAGCAACAACAACAGGCAAAGAAGAAGAAGCAAGUGCAAGCGAAAUACCAGCCCCAAGCAAAGAAGCAGCAACACCAUCAGCAGCAUUACGGAAAUAAGCGCUUGAGAACAAAUGGACCGGCACUUCCAAUGGUUGCUUCUGGAUCAACAGUCCAGCGUCCAUUUCACCAACCUCAUUUGCAGCCAACAGGUUUGUAUCAUGCAGCUGGGGCCUAUGGGAUGGUGAAUGCCUCCCCUCCCAUUCCCCGUUAUGGGGGCUCAUAUGCUGGACUGUAUGGUUUCGCAGGAGCUGGAGUGGGCUUACCUGGGAACCCAAACCCUGCUGCUGCUGCUGCUGUGGCAGCACAGCAAUACCCUUCUGAGUCUCAAAUGGCGCCAGGGUUUUAUAAUGGGGGGCAAGCUGCUGCUGGUUAUUAUGAUGGAUAUGGUUAUCCACCUCAGCAUCAUCAAUCCUACUACCCUCAAUAGAUAUUUUAGCUACUGACCAUCUGAGUUAAUACAACUUUUGGUGGUAGUAUUUGUUUUGUCUGACAUACCAUGCUGAUCACCAGAAAAGCAUUUGCUUUUCUGGUUACCAUGCAUGCACUACAAUUAUCUUGGGUCAGCAGAUAUUGGCAUUGUUCAAUAUCUCUCUGUUUGCUUAUGAACCAAAACCCAGCACUUUGGCUAGGUUUAUUAUUUAAGCAAGAUUUAGAUCCCUGAACUGCUUAAAGGUUCAAUUUCCUGCCAGUAGCUGCAUUGAGAGUAGCCCAAUUUGGUUUCUUUGUUGGUUUAGGUUUUGCUUAUGAUAUCCAGCAGAUGACCAUUUACUAGCUUAAACCAAUAUGUCUGUCUGCGGCAAUGGCAUAUGCUUUCCCAAUAACCCCUCCUACCCCACAUUCAAACUCCAUGAAUGCAACAGUUUGCCCUUGCUCUGUAUGUAGGAUUAAAUAGUUGUUUUUAUCUUCGUCCACUUCUGUAUUUGCUGCUGCUGUUUUUUUCUUUCACAUUGGUCUUGCUUUUGUUUUUACUGCCUCUGCACAUUUUCGUUCUGAGACUUCUUUUUUCUUUUUCUUUCCGCA